Ceratina calcarata is the source of this 1863-nucleotide messenger RNA. RefSeq names its product putative fatty acyl-CoA reductase CG5065. Gene Ontology annotation, molecular function: alcohol-forming very long-chain fatty acyl-CoA reductase (NADP+) activity. The transcript is spliced from 10 exons. NCBI's taxonomy places the organism in Eukaryota, Metazoa, Arthropoda, Insecta, Hymenoptera, Apidae. Gene Ontology annotation, cellular component: peroxisome. The record is from RefSeq and is a predicted model, not a curated record. Bases 178 to 1755 code for a protein of 525 amino acids. Gene Ontology annotation, biological process: long-chain fatty-acyl-CoA metabolic process.
CCUGCCUCUUUUUUCAGUCAAUAGUCUAUCACUGAACUGUGACAUUGUUCAUUCGUGUUUCAGUCCUUUCAAGUUUAAAAGAUAUAGAGAUCUUCCACUUUUAAGGUAGAACGAGUAAUAAGUGAAAGCGAACGAAUCAAUUGGAGUAAUUAGUGAUUUGCUGUUCUACGUCCCAACAUGUCUGUACACGGUAGUCGACAGAGAACGCCGGAAGAAAGCACUUCCGUGGCCGCAUUCUACGCUGGACGAAGUAUAUUCAUAACCGGUGGGACCGGUUUCAUGGGGAAGGUUUUGGUUGAAAAAAUCCUUCGAUCCUGUCCAGAUGUCAGAGAGAUAUUCCUGUUACUGCGACCGAAACGCGGACUUUCAAUCGAUACCAGGCUGAAGAAGUUGAUCGAAUUACCGCUGUUCGACAAAUUGCGAGCAGAGAACCCAUCCUGUUUCGAAAAGCUGAUUCCGAUUUUGGGCGACGUGACCGCAGAGGGUCUCGGUUUGCCGCCAGUUGAAAGACGGGUACUAAUUGAGCGAGUUUCGAUCAUCUUUCAUGUAGCCGCCAACGUCCGGUUCAACGAGAAUUUAAAGAAAGACAUAUUAUCGAAUACUCGAUCGACCAGGGACAUUUGCAUUCUAGCUGGGAGUAUGAAAAACUUGGUGGCACUGAUGCACGUUAGUACCGCGUUCUGUCAGUCGGACAAGCCUGUGAUAGAAGAGAUCCUGUAUCCUCCGCCGUGCGAUUGGAGGAACACUAUAAAAAUGGUUGAAACCCUCGACGAAAAAACGUUACAAAUUUUCGCCUCCAAAUACGAGGGAUCGCUGCCAAACACAUACACGUUUAGCAAGCGAUUGGCAGAGCAGGUGAUAAACGAUUAUUCGAAGGAUCUGCCCUGCGUUAUCUUCCGGCCAUCGAUAGUAAUAUCGACGGUCGAGGAGCCAAUGACAGGCUGGGUGGACAAUUUCAACGGACCAGUGGGGAUGAUGAUCGGUGGCGGAAAAGGAAUAUUGCGGGUAAUUAGUGCGAAGCCGGAUAUAUGCGCUGAUUUCCUUCCUGUCGACGUAGCUAUUAAAGUUAUGCUGCUCGCCACGUGGAAGCGAGGACUGGAAACGGUAACGAAAAACCCAACCACUUCUGUUUACAACGGUAGCUCGCACAGUAUCAAGCGAAUAAAUAUCAGAGAAUUAAAUGCACUGGGUUUGAGGAUGAGCGAGAAAAUGCCGCUCGACAAUGUCAUCUGGUACCCUAGGACUUCCUUCGCGACCAACGCGGUCUCUCAUUACAUAAUGACGUUGCUCUACCACGUGCUGCCGGCCUUGUUCUUAGACGAAAUAUUGAAACUGUCGGGUCGUAAACCUAUGUUGCUGUCGAUCCAGAAGAAGAUCUAUUCGAGCGUGGUGCAACUGGACCAUUUUGUGAAGAACGAAUGGAUUUUCUGCAACUCGAAGAUGAUAAACAUCUUGCUGGAACAAGUGCCGCCAGCUGAGAAGGAGAUAUUCAGUUACAAUAUGGCUAAGUUGGACAUACCAGACUACUUCACGAACUGUAUAAUCGGCGCGAAGACUUACCUGUUGCACGAGGAUAUGUCACCGAAAGGACUACAGAAAACGAGGCAGCAUUACGACAGAAUGAAAUUGGUGGAUACGAUAGCCAGGGGUUUGCUGUUUCUGAUGCUGUUGUCGGCCAUGGGGUAUCUUAGAGUCCACUCGAUGAUAUUCAACAGCAUCGCUUCGAUCUCCGACGGAUCUUUCUUGGACCUGUGACCGGAGAUCCAGUCAACUAGAUCUGAUGAAGAAAAAUCGAUCUCUUAUUUGUAUAUGACAUCGUCAAUUGGAGGCAGUAAAGAAAUAAACUGUUUUUAAUUAUCUUUA